UAGAUAUAGAAAAGCAUUGACUUGUUGACUCAUCCGACAGUCCCAAUCUGGAUCUCUCCCAAGUCUCAACUCCCAAGCCAAAACCCAAAUCAAUCAGACAACAAAAGUAGAAACCUUUCACAGAAAGAAAACUAAACAUGGGCGGUGGCGAAGACGACAAGAAGAGAGGUAUAUCCACCAGUGGUCAUCCUCCUCCUUCGGCUCCCGAGUAUGGAACCUUCCAAGGCGUCGCCAACUAUCCUCCUCCACCGCCGCCCGGCGGCUUCCCUCAGCCAGUUCCUCCGCCGGGAGCCACCGACCCACCACCUCCGUACUACCCUCAGGGCUAUCAGACCGUUCCCGGUUAUGCAGUUGCUGAGGGAAGACCUGUAAGACAGCGUCGCCUGCCUUGUUGUGGUUUGGGUCUCGGCUGGUGCCUGUUUAUCAUUGGUUUCUUCCUUGCUACUAUUCCAUGGUAUGUUGGGGCGAUUAUUCUAGUUUGUUCCAGGAAUAGGAUGGACUACCGAGAGAAACCAGGAUAUAUCGCUUGCUCAGUUGGCGCUAUUCUUGCUACAAUUGGUAUUGUCCUUGGUGCCACAAAGGGAAGUGAUGCCUGGUAGUCUCACGGAGAAGAGUUGUAUAGCUAUUGAUGCACAUUCAGAUUCCUUGAAAGAAUAUGAGGGGUGUCAAUUAGCCUAUAUACCUAGUGCUUAAACUUGUGGAACUCACUGUAACCUCGAGGAUUCAUGUUGGUAUUGUAAUAUGUAGCUUAAACUGUGAAUGGUGCAAUGAAAAUGUUAAAAGAUGAUUAUGUUGAUA
Messenger RNA from Rosa rugosa (rugosa rose), 798 nucleotides. RefSeq names its product large ribosomal subunit protein eL20z-like. The transcript is spliced from 4 exons. The coding region runs from base 138 to 599 and encodes 153 amino acids. The record is from RefSeq and is a predicted model, not a curated record. Lineage: Eukaryota; Viridiplantae; Streptophyta; Magnoliopsida; Rosales; Rosaceae.